AUGAACCAAAGACGAUCUGUUAGUCUCGAAUCCAAAAAACCUCUUACCAAUUCAACUUUUAGAACUACUUAACUCUCUACUCCUAAAUAAGACUUAAAUACCUACAAACCAUUUUCUCCUUCAAAAGAAGCCAAACUAUAAUUAUUCAGAAAAAUUUUCAAUGUGAAAAAACCAAAAACAUCUACAGUUAUGAAUUUUUAUGACAUUGAUACAGUUACACCUGUAGUGUGUUAGUCAGCUUAAUUGGAUAAGUAUGAGUUCCCAAAUUGGUUAAAAGGAAGGACAGAUUUUAUAAAGCUUCGUAAAUCUAAAUAUUUCGAUUAUCACCUUAAAGUCUUUUCAAUCUGUGAAUAAGAGUAAGGAUUUAAAUUAUAAAAGUCCUUUCAAGAGAUCAGAUGAGUUGAAAGAAAUUGUUGCUAAUUAUCUAGUGAAACUAGAUUUUUUUCGAUUGAUGCCAAUGUAAAUGUUGAAGCAGAUAUCUGGUAGAUUAUUUGCAAAAUCUUAUGAAGAGAAUGAAAUAAUAUGUAAUAAAGGUGAUAAAGGUGAUUGUAUGUAUGUAAUUUUUGAUGGAUUUGUUGAAGUAGUAGGGAAAAAUAAAAAAUUAGGGCCCAAAAAUAUUAUAGGUAGAAAUGCUUUAGACAAUGAUUAACCUAGAAAUGCUACUUUGAAAUCACUUGGUUCAACUCAUUUAUUAAUCUUAAAUCGAAUUGAUUAUGUUACAAUCCUUAAUAAUAUUAUGAAGGCAGAAAGUGUAAAAUAGGAACAAUUUAUUAGAAGUCUAUAAUUAUUUGCCCAUUUUUCUGAGGAGAAACUAAAAAAGUUUUGCAAUGCUCUUUAAGGCAAAUAUUUAACUCCUAAUGAGAACUUAUAUAGUGCUGGUGAUUUAGUUGAUCAUCUUUAUAUUGUUAAACAUGGUAAUCUAGCAAAGACCGUUGUCAUGGAUUUAGAAGACUAAAAUAGAUGGCCAAUAGUAAAUUUUUGUUUAUCUUUAGAAUUAAAAAAAAUGGAUGAGUUAAACCAUCACGAGAACUUUAUCCUUUAAUAUAGAAUAUAAAGCAGGAUCAUUAGUUGGUUAUUAUGAUAUAUUGGAUUCAGAAUUUGAUUCAGAUAGAAAAAGAAAUGAAACUAUAGACGCGAAAACAGAUUGCUUUUUAUUGUUUAUAUCUAAGUCUUAAUUCUUUCAUGGUAUAUUUGAUUUAAUCAUAAAUAGUUUUCCAAUAAACAGAUUUGCAAUAUUUUCAUAAUUACCAUGUAUAAAACAAUCCUUUGACAUUUGAAUAAUUGGUUAAAAGUACAAGAUAAAAGGAAAGUGAAUAAAAAUAAAAANUCAUAUAAAAUAUGUUUUAUAAGAAUAUGAAACUACAAAUAACUAUGACUUGUAAUAAUCAAUAUUAAGAAUUAUAAUAUACUUUUUGUCUAUAUUUAAAAUAAAAAUUUAAUAUUAUGAUGAACCAAAGACGAUCUGUUAGUCUCGAAUCCAAAAAACCUCUUACCAAUUCAACUUUUAGAACUACUUAACUCUCUACUCCUAAAUAAGACUUAAAUACCUACAAACCAUUUUCUCCUUCAAAAGAAGCCAAACUAUAAUUAUUCAGAAAAAUUUUCAAUGUGAAAAAACCAAAAACAUCUACAGUUAUGAAUUUUUAUGACAUUGAUACAGUUACACCUGUAGUGUGUUAGUCAGCUUAAUUGGAUAAGUAUGAGUUCCCAAAUUGGUUAAAAGGAAGGACAGAUUUUAUAAAGCUUCGUAAAUCUAAAUAUUUCGAUUAUCACCUUAAAGUCUUUUCAAUCUGUGAAUAAGAGUAAGGAUUUAAAUUAUAAAAGUCCUUUCAAGAGAUCAGAUGAGUUGAAAGAAAUUGUUGCUAAUUAUCUAGUGAAACUAGAUUUUUUUCGAUUGAUGCCAAUGUAAAUGUUGAAGCAGAUAUCUGGUAGAUUAUUUGCAAAAUCUUAUGAAGAGAAUGAAAUAAUAUGUAAUAAAGGUGAUAAAGGUGAUUGUAUGUAUGUAAUUUUUGAUGGAUUUGUUGAAGUAGUAGGGAAAAAUAAAAAAUUAGGGCCCAAAAAUAUUAUAGGUAGAAAUGCUUUAGACAAUGAUUAACCUAGAAAUGCUACUUUGAAAUCACUUGGUUCAACUCAUUUAUUAAUCUUAAAUCGAAUUGAUUAUGUUACAAUCCUUAAUAAUAUUAUGAAGGCAGAAAGUGUAAAAUAGGAACAAUUUAUUAGAAGUCUAUAAUUAUUUGCCCAUUUUUCUGAGGAGAAACUAAAAAAGUUUUGCAAUGCUCUUUAAGGCAAAUAUUUAACUCCUAAUGAGAACUUAUAUAGUGCUGGUGAUUUAGUUGAUCAUCUUUAUAUUGUUAAACAUGGUAAUCUAGCAAAGACCGUUGUCAUGGAUUUAGAAGACUAAAAUAGAUGGCCAAUAGUAAAUUUUUGUUUAUCUUUAGAAUUAAAAAAAAUGGAUGAGUUAAACCAUCACGAGAACUUUAUCCUUUAAUAUAGAAUAUAAAGCAGGAUCAUUAGUUGGUUAUUAUGAUAUAUUGGAUUCAGAAUUUGAUUCAGAUAGAAAAAGAAAUGAAACUAUAGACGCGAAAACAGAUUGCUUUUUAUUGUUUAUAUCUAAGUCUUAAUUCUUUCAUGGUAUAUUUGAUUUAAUCAUAAAUAGUUUUCCAAUAAACAGAUUUGCAAUAUUUUCAUAAUUACCAUGUAUAAAACAAUCCUUUGACAUUUGAAUAAUUGGUUAAAAGUACAAGAUAAAAGGAAAGUGAAUAAAAAUAAAAAGUUUAAAUAGUCACAGAUGCAAUUUAUUCUCAUCUAAGAUAAUAUUCAUUUGAUUAUAAUACUUUAAAGAUUAAAGAAAAGAAAUAUGAUUAAGUUAAAUAGAAUUAAGUGAAUGCUUCGAAAGAAUUUAAUAGUUAAUACAAAAUAAUAAGGAGAGAUAAGCAUCUCAAAAUAUUAACUUCGCAGUAUGAGUGA
Paramecium primaurelia is the source of this 2967-nucleotide messenger RNA. Lineage: Eukaryota; Ciliophora; Oligohymenophorea; Peniculida; Parameciidae. The record is from the annotation of a GenBank genome assembly.